Macrosteles quadrilineatus (aster leafhopper) is the source of this 1858-nucleotide messenger RNA. RefSeq lists its product as uncharacterized. The coding region runs from base 17 to 1858 and encodes 613 amino acids. The record is from RefSeq and is a predicted model, not a curated record. Lineage: Eukaryota; Metazoa; Arthropoda; Insecta; Hemiptera; Cicadellidae. The transcript has 6 exons.
CUUAACAUAUAGGCUAAUGGACACAUGUAAUAAGGAAGGUGGAGGUGAGCCGUCAGCGAGUGAGCCGUUAUUAAGUGAGCUUCCAUCAAGUAAGCCCUUAUUAUGUGAGCAGACAGUAAGUGAGCUGCCAGCAACUGAGCCCUUAUUAUGUGAGCAGACAGCAAAUGAGCCAUUAGUAGGUGAGCUGCCAGCAAGUGAUCCAUUAUUACGUGAGCAGACAGCAAGUGAGCCAUUAGUAUGUGAGCAAGCAGCAAGUGAGCCAUUAGUAUGUGAGCAAACAGAAAGUGAGCCAUUAUUAUGUGAGCAGGCAGCAAAUGAGCCAUUAGUAUCUGAGCUGCCAGCAAGUGAGCCAUUAGUAUGUGAGCUGCCAGCAACUGAGCCAUUAAUAUGUGAGCUGCCAGCAAAUGGGCCAUUAAUAUGUGAGCUGCCAGCAAAUGGGCCAUUAAUAUGUGAGCUGCCAGCAAAUGGGCCAUUAGUAUCUGAGCUGCCAGCAAGUGAGCCAUUAGUAUGUGAGCUGCCAGCAACUGAGCCAUUAAUAUGUGAGCUUCUGCCACCAAAUGAACUGUUAUCAUGUGAGCUGUCAGCAAGUGAGCCAUUAGCAUGUGAGCUUCCAGCAAAUGAGCCAUUAGUAUCUGAGCUGCCAGCAACUGAGCCAUUAAUAUGUGAGCUUCUGCCACCAAAUGAACUGUUAUCAUGUGAGCUGUCAGCAAGUGAGCCAUUAGCAUGUGAGCUUCCAGCAAAUGGGCCAUUAGUAUCUGAGCUGCCAGCAAGUGAGCCAUUAGUAUGUGAGCUGCCAGCAACUGAGCCAUUAAUAUGUGAGCUUCUGCCACCAAAUGAACUGUUAUCAUGUGAGCUGUCAGCAAGUGAGCCAUUAGCAUGUGAGCUUCCAGCAAAUGAGCCAUUAGCAUGUGAGCUUCCAGCAAAUGAGCCGUUGGUAUAUGGGGGAAAAGAAUUAGCUCUACCCACUAGCACCAUUUCUCAAAAUCAUGCAAAAGCUGUGGUAAAUAAUGCUGUUGAUAUGUUCAACAAUCAAGAAGAAAUGGAGAUAUAUAUAGAAAGCGCUGAGGUAGAGCCAACUACAGUAGAAGUAUUGAGCUUUGAACCAGCCAUGAAAAAACAAAAAAGAGAGUCAAAUGCUGAAGAAUGUAAUGUACCAUUGGAGAACAUUAAGGGAACUAAUAUAACAUCUGGAAUGCAUGUUCUUCUUGAGAUUCCUAAGCCUUCUACACAAGUCGUAAUUGAAAAAAAUAGCUGCCAUAUAAAAAGGAUGAUGGAGAUAAAUGCUAUUGAAGGAAAAUUUUGUUCUGUUGAUUGGUGCUUUAGUACUAGUAUGGUUGAUGAAUUUAUUAAGUUUUAUUGUUUCCCAUCUCAUGACAAAGACCUUUGCAAGCAGUGGAUCCGUUAUUGUGAAGAUGAGUCUCUCUACCAGCUACCACCAAAUCAAUUACUUUUACGAAAAAUUUGUGAAAAACAUUUUUCUGACAACUGUUUUAUAAAAAAAAUAUUGAAGAAUACUGCUUCCCCAAUUCCAGUAACUCCACUUGAUGAUGAGCUUUUUUUAUCAAAUGGUGUAUGUGAAAAUUAUGAAAGCUCUGAUGAAUCUCUUCUUGAUUUUUCAUCUGGAAGUGGGGAAAUCUGGAAUCCUGGACCUGAAGACUUUGAUAGUGAUACUUCAAUUACUGAUGUUGAACAGGCAAGAAAUGAAAUUUCCAAUUGUAGGCCUACCCUAUCUCUAGAACUUCCAGCACCUCAGGCCAACAAUCACGCCAAUAAUAAGAGAUUGAAUGCACCAGUGUGCGCAGCGCGUAGGGCCGUGGCGGCAUGGCACCGCGGCCGACCUACAACAAUCAUCCGCUAA